UUAAAUAUUAAAUAUUUUGCUUUGUUGUAUUGAAAAGUUUCCUAUAUAAUAAUGGCUCCUUCAACUGAUUGGGAUGAAAUUAAAAGAUUAGCUGCUGAUUUUCAAAAAGCUCAACUUAGCUCAACUUCUCAGAGGUUAUCAGAGAGGAAUUGUAUAGAAAUAGUGACAAAGCUACUUGAACUUAAAUUAAUAGAUGUCAUAUUCACCACAGAUGGCAAAGAGUACUUAACAUCACAGCAGUUGGUUAAAGAAAUUAAAGAUGAAUUGUAUGUCAGAGGUGGUAGAGUAAAUACUGUUGAGUUAGCCAGAGAGUUAAGUGUUGAUCUAAAUCAAAUUAACAAUAAUCUCCAUGAGAUAAUUAAAGGAAAAGAUGUACAACUCAUAUCUGGAUAUCUAAUAUCAGAUGAAUAUACUCAUAAAAUAGCAAGGGAAAUAAAUGAGAAGCUACAACUGCAAGGUCAAAUUUCAGUUGGCGAGUUGACAUUGCAGUAUGAUUUGCCCGCUGACUUUUUGCUACAUACUAUUUUGGAGAAGAACUUGGGUUCGUUAAUUAUAGGGAAGCAGGAUCCAUCUGAACCCAGGACUUUCUAUACUGAAGAAUAUAUUACAAGAACUAAAGCUAAGAUCAGGGGUGCAUUGAUGGGCUUACUGAAACCAACACAAAUCGGAAUAAUUAUAAGUCAUUGUUAUGUAGCUGAACGUCUUUUUAUGAACUUAUUUGAUCAACUGAAUGCUCCUGGUGUGUUGACCGGUCGACAUUCAGGAGCACUUUAUGUACCAUCGUGUUACACUAAGUCUCAAAAUGAAUGGGUUAUGAGCUUUUGGAAGCAAAAUAAUUACUUGGAAUAUGAUGCCUUGACUCGCUUGGGUAUAUCUGACCCUAAGAGCUAUGUUAAAAAGGUGAUACAUGAUGAUGAUAUGAUAUUUUUAAGCACUUGUUUGAUUGGUUCACAAAUUAAGUUACAAUUGGAGACGGCUUUGGAAGAAUGUAUUGCAUCUAAAAGCUAUUUGGAUGUCAUUAAUUUAUUGCCAUCAAUCCUAUCUGAUAAGGAUAUUGAAAAUGUGCUAGAUGUUUUGUUGAAAAAUAAUGCCAAAUCUACAACUGUGUUUGAUAAUACAGUUUUCAGCAACCAAUAUAUUGAGAACUUAAGACAAGCAUGCAUGCCUAUGACAAAUGCAAAGGCAGAAGCCAUUGUGAAAUCUGGUAAAUAUCAGCAGUUCUAUUUAGAGAAACAACUGGCCAAAACAGAACAAUUACAAAGUCAUGUAGAUCACAAAACGGAAAGACGUGAGGAACGUAGGCGCAAAGCAACCAGCGGUAAAGGAGGCGGUGGUACACAGGGCCGUGAAACAAAGACAAAGGCUGUGAAAAAGCAUGCUAGAUCGAAACAAACUGCGCAUGAUUCGGAUUCAGAAGAGGAAGUCACCAAAAAAGCACAAAUGCAACUUGAAAUUGUUCAUGUGGAUGAUGUGGAAUCUGUUAUUAAAGAUACUUUAGAUAAUGAGGGUCUGGAGGAUUUGGUAAUGCAAAUUGCAGAGUAUUUACAAGUGGGUUUAAACCAAACAGCACUCACAAUUGCUAAGGAUUUGGCCGAAAAGCUAUUACAGAGCGCAAAUCAAAACAAGAAACAAACACAUUCAUCAGCUCAAGACAGAAUAAAUGUCCUCAUAAACGAUAUGAAACUAUACGAAAAAGGUUUAAAACUCCUUCCAGCGGACCAACAAGCUGCUUACAUAAAAUAUUUAUUGAAAACAUUUGGGGCUGAUGUGCUUAGUGAGUUUUGUAAAUACGCAGCAAAUCAGUGUAAUAUAUCUGUUCAAGUUGAUACUUUAUCACCUGAACAAAGGAACAAAAUUCUUAACGAUUUGCCAGAGGAAUAUAUGAAACCAUUGCGUGCCUUGAACGCGGCACUCUCUGAACAAAACUUGGAUGUAUUCUAUCAAGCUGCCGAUGUGUGUCUCGCGGAAUGUGGUAUGAUCCUGAAGAAGGUUGAUAAGAAGAAGGAUAAAUUGAUUGUAUUAAAUCACCGUGAGAAACUUAUAUCUGAGUUGGAGAAUUGCGAUGAUCCAGCACUAGUUUUACACCUGGCUGCACUUGCGACUUUUACCAUAUUGAACCAAAACAUGCUCCAUGCAUCAGGCCGCCAAGUUCCUUCUAUAAUAGCAUUCUUGAAAGGACAGCUUAAGGAUGAGGAUUGUGCAAAACUACAACAAUAUCAAGAAUCUGUAACUAAGUUCUUAAUCGCACCUGAAGAAGAAAAGAGCUCUCUAGAAGAAAAACUUAAAGAAGAGUUGCCAGCCAUUAAAAAUCUAGUGAAGGAGGUUAAAAAUUACAAAUAAUUUCUUGUUUGUUAAAAUCUGUUAUAUGAGAUAUAUAUGUUAUUUUCCGAUAUUCUUGUUUCACUGAUUCUUAUACUUUAUGUUGUGUAUGUAACAUAUGUCGUUCUAUUGUUUAUGCGAAAAUCUAUUAUCAAUGUUUUACUUUUACCGACUGUGACUUAAUAAAAUCCCAACUUAACACUAUGUUGUGUUAGUAGAUUAAAAUAUAUAUUUUCAUAUAAGUAAUAAUUAAAAUGGUUA
Messenger RNA from Zerene cesonia (dogface butterfly), 2580 nucleotides. It is a transcript of the gene Ufl1, whose product is annotated as E3 UFM1-protein ligase 1 homolog. The record is from RefSeq and is a predicted model, not a curated record. NCBI's taxonomy places the organism in Eukaryota, Metazoa, Arthropoda, Insecta, Lepidoptera, Pieridae. Bases 52 to 2340 code for a protein of 762 amino acids. The transcript is spliced from 7 exons. Gene Ontology annotation, molecular function: UFM1 ligase activity. Gene Ontology annotation, biological process: regulation of proteasomal ubiquitin-dependent protein catabolic process; response to endoplasmic reticulum stress; protein K69-linked ufmylation. Gene Ontology annotation, cellular component: endoplasmic reticulum membrane.